Oppiella nova is the source of this 1196-nucleotide messenger RNA. NCBI's taxonomy places the organism in Eukaryota, Metazoa, Arthropoda, Arachnida, Sarcoptiformes, Oppiidae. The record is from the annotation of a GenBank genome assembly.
CUGUAGGUUUUAAGGGAUUCAACGAAAGCUCGACGCGAGGUUGAGCUGCACUGGAGGGCCAGCGGUUGCAAACACAUCGUCAAUAUAGUGGACGUCUAUGAGAACGCUUAUGGCGGCCACAAGUGCCUACUGGUGGUCAUGGAGUGUAUGGAAGGCGGAGAGCUGUUCCAACGGAUCCAAGACAGAGCUGAGAACGCAUUCACGGAACGGGAGGCCGCGGAGGUUAUGCACGAUAUAUGUGCAGCCAUACAAUACCUGCACUCGAUGGACAUCGCGCACCGGGACGUGAAACCGGAGAACCUGUUGUACACACGGAGCGAUAGUUUAGGUGUUUUGAAAUUAACUGAUUUUGGUUUCGCGAAAGAGACGUCCAAUACGUUAUCACUACAGACGCCGUGCUAUACGCCAUACUACGUGGCGCCGGAGGUUUUGGGACCUGAAAAAUAUGAUAAGAGCUGCGAUUUAUGGUCGUUGGGUGUCAUAAUGUAUAUCCUGUUGUGCGGAUAUCCACCGUUUUAUAGCAAUCACGGGUUAGCCAUAUCGCCGGGUAUGAAGAAACGGAUCAGAGCGGGUCAGUAUGACUUUCCCGACCCCGAGUGGCGGCACGUCUCAAGAGAUGCUAAAGAUCUGAUAAAAGGAUUACUAAAGACAGAUCCGUCUCAGAGACUAACCAUAGAACUCGUUAUGAAACACAAUUGGAUUGCUCGUUACGCCGAAGUGCCGCAAACACCCCUCCAUUCCGUGCGAGUGCUGCGCGAAGAUCAGGAACAGUGGCCCGAAGUGCAGGAGGAGAUGACGCAGGCGUUGCGGACAAUGCGAGUGGACUUCGAGGACCAAAUGACGCUCAAGAACCUCGACACCAGUAAUAAUAGGCUUCUGGAGAAGCGAAAGCAAAUCAAAGGGAAGCGUUAGGAGAUUAGACACUAGAGGCCAUCCAUUGAAAUGCCUUUUAUUACUUAAUUACAUGCAAUAAAAAGUGUUGAAUUGAAAUACAAUCGAGACGUCCAAAAGCCAGUCAUCAAAAAGUCAUGUUUUGUGUGUUUGCCUUACGAAUAGUUGUUAUUGUUUUAAAAUAGCAAUUAUUUUUAUGUAAUAAUCAAAUGAAAAGUGUAUUUUUAUAAUGUCUUUUUUGGAUGACUUUUAGUCGCGAUUUCUCUCUCUCUCUCUCUCUCUCUCUCUCUCUCAUCGGUAGCCAC